AUCCACGGUUGGUGCGGAUGCUGCUGGGUUCCUGUACUGCGACGCGCCCCCAUCUCUGCUGCUGAUACCACAGUGUCUGUCCUUCUACAGCGACCACACACCUGCAAACGGAAAAAGGGUCAAGGAUAAAUUAACUAGCACUACAGCCACAUUAAGGCUGGUGGUUUAACAACUGAAUGUGGACACGACGCUAGCACAACGUUUGUAAAACAAAGUUGCGCUAAAUGUCAAGCUAACUUACUAGCUAUCAGAGGAAGUUAGCAAGCUAGCUAACGUGAUUUGCUGCUAGUGAUGGUCUUCUCUUUAAAACCUUAUGUUGUAGCUAGUUCAUCAUAGAAUAAUUUACAAGUCACGCAUUGCAGCGCAGGGGCUAUGCUAGUUAUCGUGCUAACCAGUGUAAAAACCGAUACAUAAUUUAAAACAACUGCUAUCUUACAGCUAACGUUAACUCAAAGUGAAUGAGAGAGGGAUAAUUUAAGCACAGAUUGAAGCCAAUCACGUCUAAAAUGUUGAAUCUGUUAUUUUAGUUAAGAUCAUAUUGACUAGGUUAACCGUCCCUUUAUACUGACAGAAUAUCGAUAGUAGCAUCUACAAGAUUACAACUGUUUAAGACCGAUUAUAACCGUUUAAGAAAGAUCCACAAGUGAGAAUGGCUCCAAAAAAGAGACCAUUGCCCUUAACCAUUGCUCCUGCUGGCGGUGGGUUAUCCACCUCCCCCAACACUGAUGUUCCACCUGAGGCCAAUUUAGUGGCACUGAAAAGAAUAUUGGAGGAGUUGGACCUAGAUGACCAACAGAAGAAGAGGUUGGAAGCUUUCCUCACCCUGAAGGCCAAGGUGGGCGAGUUGAGAGAUGACGACUUCCAACGUGUCUGUGAGCUGGGGGCAGGCAAUGGAGGAGUCGUCAAUAAGGAAUGCCACAAGUCUUCAGGCAUAAUCAUGGCCAGAAAGCUCAUACAUCUUGAAAUCAAACCGGCAAUCAGAAACCAGAUCAUCCGAGAGCUGCAGGUGCUGCAUGAGUGUAACUCUCCCUACAUUGUGGGCUUCUAUGGAUCAUUUUACAACGAUGGAGAGAUCAGCAUCUGCAUGGAACACAUGGAUGGUGGAUCUCUUGACCAGGUGCUGAAAGAAGCAAAGAGGAUCCCUGAAGAAAUUCUGGGAAAAGUCAGCAUUGCUGUUUUGAGAGGCCUUGUGUACCUGAGAGAAAAACAUCAAAUCAUGCAUAGAGAUGUGAAGCCUUCAAACAUACUGGUGAACUCGCGUGGGGAAAUCAAGUUGUGUGACUUUGGUGUCAGCGGGCAGCUCAUCGACUCUAUGGCCAAUUCCUUCGUUGGAACAAGGUCCUACAUGUCGCCUGAGAGAUUGCAGGGAACCCACUAUUCUGUGCAGUCAGAUGUGUGGAGCAUGGGGCUGUCCCUUGUGGAGAUGUCAAUCGGACGCUUCCCCAUCCCUCCUCCUGAUGCUAAAGAACUGGAGGCCUUGUUUGGACGUCCCAUCUCGGGUGGUGGUGGAACAGAGACCCUCAGCACUUCACCCAGACCUAGACCACCGGGUCGACCUGUCAGUGGUCAUGGCCCUGCGAUGGCCAUCUUUGAACUACUGGACUACAUAGUAAAUGAGCCUCCUCCCAAACUACCACAUGGCGUCUUCACCUCAGAUUUCCAGGACUUUGUGACAAAGUGUCUCAUCAAAAAUCCAGCAGAAAGGGCUGACUUGAAAAUGCUGAUGAACCAUAUGUUUAUCAAGCGAUCCGAGGUGGAGGAGGUAGACUUUGCGGGCUGGCUUUGUAAAACCAUGGGGCUAAACCAACCUAGCACUCCCACACGCACUGCAGACUGAACACGAACACGAUAUGUACAUCUAGAACAUGGAGAAGCUGAUGCCUAUACCCUUACACCUAUACACAUACAGUAUACACACACACACACACUGUUUGCCACGUCCUUUCUCAGGUGGACCUCCGUCUAUCACAGGAGCUCUACUAAAAUGUAAGACAGAAAGAUACAGGCUCUACAGCACUAGGGUUUCCAAUCAUGGCAGGUAAAUACAUAAAUGAAUGUGUUUUUUUAUGUCACAUUGUAUAAUCAUUUGUUUAUUUUUCUUAAGAGGUUAGGUGUGUCUGUGUGGGCAAGUGAUGAGUGAAGCUAGGAUGUUUUUUUUUUGUUGCAUUUCGUGAUGCGAGUGAUUUCUACAAAUUCUAAGAUGCCAAGUAAAGGUACAACUUUCAAUGCACUCUCUUUUUUUCCUCUGUCAGAGUUGUUAACGUAAGCAGCAUUAUGAGCAUGUUGUGGUACCAUUAGAUACAUAUUUCCAACAACUGGCUUUAAGAUUAGUAGACAUUCAUCACUGGACAGUACAAAAACAAAGCUGCAUAUCCAUUCUCAGCUGAAACAACUGAUUAUUUCUUUGUGGUUGCUGUAAUGUUAACAGGACAUGGAUUUGCCAUUGAAGUGCAUCCUGUGUUGUGGCAGGAUUGGGGCAUUUCGCUCCUUUGUGUUCUUCUAUUUGUGUACUUCCUCCUUUAAAUCUAAAGAUAUAGAUGUUUUUCAUGGUAAAAUCAUCACAAGAUUUGUCUUUAUAAUUUGUCGGAAACUGUCAAUAAAUAGUAUGUAUUGUAACAUGUCUUCAUAAACCAGACUAUCGCUUCA
Trematomus bernacchii (emerald rockcod) is the source of this 2646-nucleotide messenger RNA. RefSeq names its product mitogen-activated protein kinase kinase 2b (gene map2k2b). Bases 650 to 1837 code for a protein of 395 amino acids. The transcript has 11 exons. Gene Ontology annotation, molecular function: protein kinase activity; ATP binding. Lineage: Eukaryota; Metazoa; Chordata; Actinopteri; Perciformes; Nototheniidae. Gene Ontology annotation, biological process: protein phosphorylation. The record is from RefSeq and is a predicted model, not a curated record.